UCUAGUUUGAAGUGUAUCUUAUUGCUGAGACGUGUCUAGAUGGAAGGGGUGUAAGAUGACACCACCAGUUGCAAGUUGAAAGUACUCUGCUGAGAGUUUCAACCCCGCCUGUGAGAGAGAGUGAGGCCGUGACCAUCGUGCUGGAAGUCAUGUGUGCACACUACGAGGAGAAUUGGGAGCAAACUUUGAUGAAGAGGUAAACCAGUGAAAUCCAUCUGCAAUUACUAUCAGCACUUUUUGACUUGUCAAAGCUGAUCAGAGCAGAAGCAUGGAUGGUGAAGUGGAAUCGAUGAACAGAAGGGCUGAGAGUCCUUUGGGCCAGCUGACAGGUUUGGGGAUGGGUUGCCUGCUGGGCCAGAGGUCUCGGCACUGCGGGCCGGGCCUCGCCAGUCCUCAGGAGUACAACCAGUGGCUGCCGUACCGCCAUGAUGCCAGCAUGCUGCCUAUGAAAGAAGACCUGGCUCUUUGGCUCAACACCAUCAUGGGUGUGGACGUCACCGCUGACAGUCUGAUGGAUAGAUUGGACAAUGGCAUUGUUCUUUGUCAACUGGCCCAGUUUCUCCAGGAUAAGAUGAGCCACAGUAGUCUUGGCAAGCCCUUUACCAGGAGAGUGAUCCAUUGGCGAUCUGAUGCAACUUCAGGAUCAUUUUUUGCCAGAGACAACACAGCUAACUUCCUCUACUGGUGCCGCAAGAUUGGCAUUGACAGGGCCCACCUUUUUGAAUCUGAGGAUUUGGUCCUCCAUAAGCAUCCACGGGAGGUGUGCUUGUGCCUGAUGGCGCUGGGACGCAUGGCCGCCAGGUAUGGAGUGGAGCCUCCAGGCCUGGUGAAGUUGGAGAGCGAGAUAGAGAAGGAAGAGGCAGGGAGCGCCUCUCCAUUGUCCUCGCUACCCUUCUCCUUUUUUCCAUCCCCCGAGCGUUAUGCACUAUCACAUUCAAGCAAGCCUUCAACCCCGCCGCCUCCUUCUCCUCCAUUGCCCGGCACUCCGAGCUCAACCUGCCUCUCUGAAGCCCACAACACGCCCCUCACGUCUGAUCGUCCUUCAGCGGCUGCAGACCCAAUGCCCACAUGUUUAUCCCCCCUGCAGUCCUUCCACUCGGCUCCAAAACUCGACACAAGCACAGCUUCAACACAAACCCCUUUGUGCCCCACUAGCACAUCUGCAGCCUCAAAAGGCCAAACGCAGGUGGCCAUUGCCGCAAGCACACCCUCCCGACCACCAAACCUGAUCCGUUGCUCCAGUAAAUCUACUAUCCGAAAGAGCACUGGCACCAGCAACAUUUUGGAUGACACUGUGAGAAACAUUAUUGAAAAUCCUCCCUGCAGCUGUCCAAACAGGUUCCCUGUUGAAAAGCAGCCAAAAAGCUGUUAUCGUGUGGGGGAUAAAGUUCUUUACAUACGGAUGCUGAAUGAACGUCACGUGAUGGUGCGUGUGGGUGGAGGCUGGGAGACUUUUCUAAGCUACCUACAGAAACACGACCCCUGCAGAGGAGGACCAGGGGGAAGAUCUGAAGUCAGGGGCAGUCGGGACAAAGUAAAGCCACUCACUUUGAACAUGUCACCUGACAGCUACAUGGUGGUCAACGCCCAUUACCGUGGAAAGAAGUAGACUCUUCUCCUACUAAUUUUUGUAUUUUUGCUCUACGCUUUAGCUAACCAAAUUGUACAAGUAUGUAUUGUUAAAUAUUACAUAUUUCAAACAGGAAAUAUAUCCCUUUUGUGGUACAUACCUGUCAUUCUCUUACACAUCAUAGGGAUAUAGUUUGUAUAGAUCAUCAUAUCAUUGUAGCUAAUGUAUAUUUGUUCACAUCAUUACGGGCUUACAAAACUCGGAUGGGUUUAGUAAGGUUUCAUUCACAGUAUUUUUGAUUGUGUUUUUAAUGUAUGUGUUAACCGGAAUAUCCAAAUUUGACACUUUUCUUCACCAAGUCUGUUUAAAUUUUAAGUGAUGUAGUGUCCAAAGGAAGUAAUGCACAUUUCAUGGAGGUGACACUUGGAUAUUUUGACCUAAUAAUAUGUAAACAAAUGUUAUAUUAUGUUCUAUAAAACAUUGGUGUGUAUUUCUUGCACUCAUACUUCAUUUUGUGACGUUUCGUGUGCUUUGCCGCUACAAUUCAAAGCCAAAUCAUCAGUUUCCCCCUCUAGAUGGCACCAUAUGAUCAGUGACAA
Phyllopteryx taeniolatus (common seadragon) is the source of this 2169-nucleotide messenger RNA. RefSeq names its product growth arrest-specific 2b (gene gas2b). The record is from RefSeq and is a predicted model, not a curated record. The transcript has 8 exons. Gene Ontology annotation, molecular function: actin filament binding; microtubule binding; cytoskeletal adaptor activity. NCBI's taxonomy places the organism in Eukaryota, Metazoa, Chordata, Actinopteri, Syngnathiformes, Syngnathidae. Gene Ontology annotation, biological process: actin crosslink formation. Gene Ontology annotation, cellular component: actin filament. Bases 269 to 1609 code for a protein of 446 amino acids.